Molecule: messenger RNA, 4634 nt
Organism: Dromiciops gliroides (monito del monte)
Lineage: Eukaryota; Metazoa; Chordata; Mammalia; Microbiotheria; Microbiotheriidae
Product: zinc finger protein 420-like
Exons: 9
Coding region: 479-3430 (983 amino acids)
Biological process (GO): regulation of transcription by RNA polymerase II
Molecular function (GO): RNA polymerase II cis-regulatory region sequence-specific DNA binding; DNA-binding transcription factor activity, RNA polymerase II-specific
Source: RefSeq, a predicted model, not a curated record
CCCCCAGAGAUUGGGAGGCCCUUGUGCAAGAGGCGAAGGAAGCCCUCGAGGGCUUUACAGUGGUCUUGGGGGACCCGUGCAUUGAAGGAGGAUGGUGGGAAAACCACUACACAUGGGGAGCCUGGUGGUGGAUUCUAAUUCUGCGGUUGAGUCUCCUCACGUGACCCCAGUCAGGUCCUGACCCUCCUGGGCCAGGAGUCUGAGGGAAUGAGCUCCCCCUGUAGGUCCGGUCCUUGGUCCAGACUCCAGCCUUGCCUCUUCUCCCAGCCUCCUCCGGGAAGCCUUCCCUGAUGCUGCUCCGCACUCUCUCCCCUCACCAAAGUGCCCUGUUUAUCUGGAAGUCAGCGUCCGAUUCCGAGGAGAAGGGGCUGUUUCCUGCGGGUCCCCCCACCGAGUGGAGAAGGGGGGGUGUCCAGCCUGAUCUCGGGUUUGCUCCCCAGGACCUGUGCCCCGUGGGAGGGAGCAAGAGGAGAAGGGGAUGUCUCCGGUGCUGCCGUCCCGGCCCGGACAGGAAUCAGUGACAUUCCAGGAUGUGGCUGUGGAAUUUACCCGGGAGGAGUGGGCAUAUUUGAACCCAUCUCAGAAAAAGUUGUACAGGGACGUGAUGCUGGAGAACUAUAGGAACCUGGUCUCUUUGGGAUUUGAAGUUUCCAAACCAGAUGUGAUCUACAAGUUGGAAAGAAAGGAAGCAUCCUCGAUUCCAGAGCCAGAUAUUCCAAAAAGCAACUUUCCAGAGGGUAAAGAAUUUACUGGAGAGAAACUUCAUGAAUGUAGUGAAUGUGGGAAAGCCUUUAGGACUAAGCUACAACUUACUGUACAUCAGAGAAUUCAUGCUGGAAAAAUCCCUCAUGAAAGCAAUGAGUAUGGGAAGGCCUUCCAUGGCAACUCUGGUCUUAUUCAAAAUCAAAGAACUCAUACUGUAGAGAAACCAUAUAAAUGUAGUGAAUGUGGAAAGGCCUUCCGGAGAAAGCCACAACUUGCUGUACAUCAGAGAAUUCAUACUGGAGAAAAACCUUAUGAAUGUAGUGAAUGUGGAAAGGCUUUCAGGAUGAAGGAAUAUCUUACUAUCCAUCAAAGACUUCAUUCUGGAGAGAUUCUUUAUGAAUGUAAGGAGUGUGGGAAGGCUUUCUUCUACAACUCAGUACUAAUUCGACAUCAAAGAAUUCACACUAAAGAGAAACCAUAUGAAUGUGGUGAAUGUGGGAAGGCCUACAAGAGGAAAGCACAACUUACUGUGCAUCAGGGUAUUCAUACUGGAGAGAAACCUUAUGAAUGUAGUGACUGUGGGAAGGCCUUCAGGAUGAAGGCAUAUCUUACUGAACAUCAGAGAAUUCAUACUGGAGAGAAACCUUAUGAAUGUAGUGAAUGUGGGAACACCUUCAGACUGAGGACACAACUUACUAUGCAUCAGAGAAUUCAUACUGGAGAGAUUCCUCAUGAAUGUAAGGAGUGUGGGAAGGCCUUCCAUCGCAACUCAGAUGUUAUUAAACAUCAAAGAAUUCAUACUGGAGAGAAACCUUAUGAAUGUAGUGAAUGUGGGAAGGCCUUCAGAAUGAAGGCAAAGCUUACUGAGCAUCAGAGAAUUCAUACUGGAGAGAAACCUUAUGAAUGUAGUGAAUGUGGAAAGGCCUUUAGACAGAGGACACAACUUUAUGUGCAUCAGAGAAUUCAUCCUGGAGAGAUUCCUCAUAAAUGUAAGGAGUGUGGGAAGGCCUUCUAUCGCAACUCAGAUCUUGUUAAACAUCAAAUAAUUCAUACUGGAGAGAAACCUUAUGAAUGUAGUGAAUGUGGAAAGGCCUUUAAAAGGAAGGGACAUCUUACUGUACAUCAAAGAAUUCAUACAGGAGAGAGACCUUAUAAAUGUUAUGAAUGUGGGAAGACCUUCAAACAGAGGACACAACUUGGUCAACAUCAGAGCAUUCAUACUGGAGAGAGACCUUAUGAAUGUAGUGAAUGUGAGAAAACCUUCAAACUGAGGAUAUAUCUUGCUCAGCACCAAAGAAUUCAUUCUGGAGAAAAAUGCCCAUGUCCCCCAUCGUCCAGGCCAGAUGACCUGCAUCCUCCAAGCCCAGCCAGACAGUCCCCAGAGCAGAGAAAACAGAAGCCCAGAAGGGAUGGAGAGGCUCUGCCUUGCGGUCCUGGUCACUUCUCCUGCCACCGACCCCCAAACAGGGCCGGCGCCCCCUUGACGUCUCCUGGCUGCCCUGUGCCCACUCGUGUCCUGCUCCUCCGGCUCGCCCAGCCUCCAUCUCCUCCACGUGUCUCUGGCAGCCCCGGGGAGGGGAGCGAGCACCACAGACAUCUCCCUGACACCUGCGGGUUUUCUUCCUGGGACCCAGCGCUUCCCUUGGCGACCUUCUCCUGGUGUCCUGUUUGUCCCGAAGUCAGCGGCCCCUCCCGAGGAGAAGGGGCCAUUUCCUUUGGGUCCUCUCCCCCCAGCACUCCCCACCCCCCCAGUGGAGAAGCGGGGGAUGUCCAGCCUGACCCCCGCGCUCACGCCCUCCUUUGCUACCCAGGACCUGUGCCCCGUGGGAGGGAGCCCGAGGAGGAGGGGAUGGCUCAGGUGCUGCCGGCUCGGGCUGGACAGGAAUCAGUGACAUUCCAGGAUGUGGCUGUGGAAUUCACCCAGGAGGAGUGGGCACAUUUGAACCCAUCUCAGAAAAAGUUGUACAGGGACGUGAUGCUGGAGAACUAUAGGAACCUGGUCUCUUUGGGAUUUGCACUUUCCAAACCAGAUGUGAUCUACCAGUUGGAAAGAAAGGAAGCCUCUUGGUUGCCAGAGCCAAAUAUUCUAAGAAGCAUCUGUCCAGGAAGCAAAGAAUUUACUGGAGAGAAAUCUUAUGAAUGUAGUGAAUGUGGGAAGGCCUUCAGGAAUAAGACACAGCUUACUGUGCAUCAGCGUAUUCAUACUGGAAAGAUUCUUUAUGAGUGUAAGGAGUGUGGGAAAGCUUUCUCCCGGAACUCCGAUCUUAUUAAACAUCAGAGAAUUCAUACUGGAGAGAAACCUUAUGAAUGUAGUGAAUGUGGGAAGGCCUUCAGGAGGAAGUCACAACUCACUGUGCAUCAGAGAAUUCAUACUGGAGAGAAACCUUAUGAAUGUAAUGAAUGUGGGAAUGCAUUUAGGAGAAAGGAAUAUCUUACUGUGCACCAGAGAAUUCAUACUGGAGAGAUUCUUUAUAAAUGUAAGGAGUGUGGGAAGGUUUGCCAUUACAACUCAGAUCUUAUUGUACAUCAAAGAAUUCACACUGGAGAGAGACCUUAUGAAUGUAAGGAAUGUGGGAAGACCUUCAAACAGAAGAUACAUCUUACUCAACACCAGAGCAUUCAUACUAGAGAGAGACCUUUUAAAUGUAGUGAAUGUGAGCAGACCUUCAAACUGAAGACACAUCUUGCUCGGCAUCAAAUAAUUCAUUCUGGAGAGAAACCUUAACAGUGUAGUAAUAAUGCAUAUGGGAAGGCCUUUAGAGAGAGGAUACUACUUUAUAUCCAUCGCAGAAUUCAUACCGGAGAGAUUCCACAUGAAUCUAAGGAGUGUGGGAAGGCCUGACAUCUGUCAAGGGUGAAAUUUAAGAAGGUAAAGUGAAGCAAUUCCCCAAGCUAGAUAAUAUUUGUUAACAGGGCCAUGCUUCCUGUCAAUAAAUCAGUCGAUAGUUUGCCUCCCUUUGUGCCAAAGAGCAGAAGCAAAAAGAUAGUUCCCUUCUUAAAGGUUUUGAGGAGUACAGAAGAGGGUAGAUGACAUCAUGGGAUUAAGAAUACUUUGGUAAUGGGGGCUAGCAAUGACCUUCCUCCUCUCCUGAGUUUCAGGAGGGUAUAUUACUUGAGUCCAUGUGCAAGGUAGUGGCACAGACACAGGACAGCGAACCAGACAUCCUUGAAGGUUAGCUGGAUGGUGUCAAGACACUAUCUGACUCUUGUGUGUUCACACCCUUUCCCAAAGGUGAGUUAACUCCUUCAGGCAAGAAAAGAUCAGCAGGAGAGCUGCAUUUCUAAACUUAGCUCAUUACAGGCCAGCUGGAUUCUGAACUAAGUUCAGAGACAGAGAACCAUGACUUAAGCACUUACAGGAUGAAAGCAAUAUACUGCAAAUAGGAUCAAUAAAAAAAAUGAGACAGGAUCAAGUCAAUCUUCUCAAUUCCGUCUUUGAUCAAUGAGAGAUAGCUAUCUCUCAUAGUUCACUUAUCUAUAAGUUAAUCCUAUAAGGUUUUUUUUUGGGGGGGGGCAGGGCAAUGAGGGUUAAGUGACUUGCCCAGGGUCACACAGUUAGUAAGUGUCAAAUGUCUGAGGUCUGAUUUGAACUCAGGUCUUCCUGAAUCCAGGGCCAGUUGUUUAUCCACUGCACCACCUAGCUGCCCCAAUCCUAUAAGAUUUUUAAGUCAUUAACAGUAGGACAUACCAACACAAAUGUUUCCAUUGGAUUUCAGAACAGGUUUUAACACAGUAACUUAUCAAAGUUGAAAAAGAAUAACAAUACUGAUUAAUCAUAAUACAAGCCAGUGUAAGAAUACCUAAAACCACUGAAUUUAGAAGGGAGAUUUUCAUGUCUCAAGGCAGCUAAGAAAACUCAGCAAACAUACUGUGUAAGAAAAGCCAAAGUAAUGUAGUAAUGAUCCACAACUUUACUACUGAAUCUUGUA